Messenger RNA from Anneissia japonica, 6278 nucleotides. RefSeq names its product protein phosphatase 1 regulatory subunit 12A-like. The transcript is spliced from 20 exons. Gene Ontology annotation, molecular function: enzyme inhibitor activity; protein kinase binding; aspartic-type endopeptidase activity. Gene Ontology annotation, cellular component: cytoplasm. The record is from RefSeq and is a predicted model, not a curated record. Gene Ontology annotation, biological process: proteolysis; signal transduction. Lineage: Eukaryota; Metazoa; Echinodermata; Crinoidea; Comatulida; Comatulidae. Bases 5 to 2509 code for a protein of 834 amino acids.
AUGAAUGGUGGGUAAUGAAGGUGUAGCAAAGAUGGCGGACGGUGGUUCACAGAAGUCUGCUCUCAUAAGAAGACAUGAACAGUUAGAACGAUGGAAAGGAUCUGAAUUAGAUAAAGAACCCGCAAUUAAUCCUAAAAAAACUACAAGAGUAAAGUUUGAUAAAGGCUGUGUUUUUCUUGCAUCAUGUGCGAGUGGAGAUGAAAAAGAAGUGAAGGCUAUGCUGGAUUCUGGGACCGACAUAAACUAUGCAAACAUCGAUGGAUUGACGGCAAUUCACCAGGCUGUAAUAGAUGAAAAAUUAGAUAUGGUAGAAUUUUUAAUUGAAAAUGGUGCUAAUUUAGAAGCAAAAGAUAAUGAAGGCUGGACAGCAUUACACGCUAGUUCAUCUUGUGGAUUUUUAGACAUUACAAAAUAUUUAGUAGAAAAUGGAGCUAAUUUAUCUGCAGUAAAUAGUGAAGGUGAGAUUCCAUUGGAUUUAGCAGAAGAUGAUGAAAUGGAAGAGUACUUGCAAGAAGAAAUUGAUCGACAAGGUCUAGAUGUAGAAGCAGCACGGAAAGAAGAGGAAAGGAAAAUAAUAGAUGAUGCCAACCAGUGGCUUAAUUCCAAAUCUGUCAAAGACAAACCACAUCCAAAAACCGGUGCAACUGCCCUCCAUGUUGCAUCGGCUAAAGGUUACAUCAAAGCAUUAAGUUUAUUACUACAAGCGGGUAUGGACAUUAAUAGUCAGGACAAUGAUGGAUGGACUCCAUUCCAUGCUGCCUCCCACUGGGGUCAAAAAGAGUCAGCGGAACUCCUAGUCGAGAAAAUGUGUGACAUGAAUGCAAGGAAUAAAUUAGGUCAAACAGCUUUUGAUUUAGGAGAUGACCAAAUGGUAAAAUAUUUAGAGGAGCUCAAGAAAAAACAGGCAUCUAUGAAACCAGACAGCAAGAGUAGCACACCAAGGAUAGAGUCGAGACAACCACCACCCCAACUGAGACGUAGGUCAUCAGUGUCUAGGAUGAGUGUGCAAGAACGUAAUCAAACCCUACACCAGGAUAUGCAGAGGGAACGUGAGGCCCUGAAGGAAAAAAUGCAUGGCCAGGAAAAAGAACAAAAGAAGAAGACUUAUGAAUCGUCCAGUUCCAGCGCGAGCGAAUCAGAAAGCUCAGAAGAUGAAGAAAACGUCACGAAUAAGGAAAACACAAAAAAAAUUGGGGCCUCCUCGACGAGAGUAUCCAUGACAAAAGAGGUUCCUGGAUUCACACCGAAACCAUUGAAGAAACAAGAGUCAAGAGACGAGGUGCCGCCAUGGCGACAGGGUCUUAGAAAGACUGGUAGCUCCAGUGCAGUACCAGAGACAAAGAGAAAUGAUGAAAUUGCAGACAGGGUACAACGAUCAGCAUCCAGUCCACGAAUAGCUGGAGAAGAUCGAAAGGAUAAGGAUGAAUCCAGAGCAGUAAGCAAUCGUCUUAGUGGAGGUGGAGGAAGAGCGAUAUCAGGUUCACAGAGUACAUCUGCCAUAUUAGAUAGAUCAAAAACAAAUGAGGAAGGAUCGGUUAGGGAUUAUGACAUCUACAAUCGGCCUGGCAUGUACAGACGGCGCUACCCAGACUACUCCAACACAGAUCAAGACCAAGACCGGUACAAGUACCGUAGCUCCGCCGUGCCGACAAACUCGCCCAUCAUCGAAUCCAAAAAUGCGUUGCCACCCACCACAACUACCACAGCUCCUUUAACCACAGCGUCUACCACAAUAACUACUUCUCCCAGAUCUCCCAGAAGGACGUACAUGAUACCAGCUAAGGAAGAUGAAUCAGAGACGACGAGACGUGCCCGGGCACGGAGAGAACGCUCAUCCAGGAGGUCAACUCAAGGCGUCACAGCCGAAGACCUUGAAGGAGCGGAAAAAUAUGUAGGACAAUGUAACAGUACAGAUUCUCAAAAGAAAGAAAUAGAUAAUAAGGAAAUGCAAAAAGAAAUUGAAUUACCAAGACGGAGACAUGGUGUGUAUACAAAAGUGCAAACCGAAUCUCAGGAUAGUAAGGAUGAAGAGGAAACUAAAGUCGAGACAAAGCCACCUGAACGGUCAGGCACUGCUCGCUCAGCCUCAACAAGCUCUAUUUCAAGGUAUGGUGAUACAUCAUCAGUACUUGAUCGUAGUAGUAGAAACAGUCUACGAGACACAACUUAUUCGUCAUCUAGGGACCGAGUGACCAGUGUACCAUGCCAAAAUUGUAAAAAGCUUUUUGAAGAACAGCAAUCUCAGGUUGAGAAACUAGAGGAGAAACUAAAAAACAAAGAGAAGGAAAUUGCAAAUCAAAAAGUCCAAUUGGAAAGGGCGCAGAGUAAAUCUGAACAUAUAGAAACAAAGAGUUAUGAUCAUGAAAAACGGGAGAAGAGAGCAUUGGAGAGGAAAUUGUCUGAAUUGGAGGAAGAAAUUAAGACGAUUCAUCAACUGAAACAGGAUAAUCAGAGGUUAAAAGAUGAGAAUGGUGCCCUGGUGCGAGUCAUAAGCAAGCUGUCAAAAUAACCACCAACUGUAAAGUUUCUUGAGAAAAAAAAAGACUUGAUAAUUUCUAAGAGAAAAUACAUUUCAACAUCGAAAUAAAUAAAGCAGCGCAGGCCGUGCUGCUCGUUUGCGUUUGCUGUCAUGUAGUCGAUAGUGAGAGCCGUGAUGAUGAUUAUCGCACCCGAGUUCUUAUGCUAUGUUUGCCUGAAGUUAACAAAAGGAACCUACCUCCCAGUAUCUGCUCAUGCGGUCUAAAAAUAUUGAUAUUGUUUUAUUAUAUGAAUACCACGCACACACAAACAUAUAUAUCAACAUACAACAUUUCACAUAUGUACCCCCAUACAUACCUCAUACCUUCAUGCAUACCUGCAUAUCAUAGUGUAUAUUAUGUGAGCACAUCAAGCCUGUAUCCAGGGUGGAGCAAUGGAUAUUUACACAUCCCUCAAAUCGGAAAAGGUACACAUUUUUAAGACCGUCAAGAAUGUACUGAAUAUAACGGUUUUUUUUGGUUUUCUGAACUAAAGAUUAAUAGCCAGUAAUCUAUUGUUAGGCCAGUAUUGAAGUUGCCAUAGUAAUGGCAAAACUUUAAUGGAGUGGAUGUUAAAAAAUAUUAUCCGAAUCAAUCACUUUCUGCCUCUGAAUUGACUACAUCAGUCCUUCCAGGGAAAAGAAUCUGGUACCCCUACCAGGUGCUGUUCACCCUGUCGGGGAUUCUAAACAACACCCAAUGGCAAUCUUGGAUACAGCCUUGCACAUAUAUGCACUUACACAUACAAUCUUCAAACACAAACAUGCACAGAGUACAUUUUCUUUAUGUUGUUGUUUAACACAUGUAACUGUGUUGUUUGAGCAGUAUGUAUUGGGUAGUCAGGCUACCACUAGCGACCACACAGGGCAACAUUCUUAUAAUAAGGCAUGAUUACGAGUGGACUGGUUUUUUUUUACCCAUGUAGUACAAUGAAUUCAGGCAAAUAGAUAUAUUCCCUGUUGUUUAGCAUGUGUGUAAAGUUCUUUUGGACAACCCAAAACAACUGAAAAUGACUAGUAAGUUUCAGUAAGUGCUUCCUGCCGAACAGUUGCCUUGACGACAAUUUAUUCAUUUAUUUAUUGAUUUGCUUUUGGUUUGUAAUUUAUUUUUCUUAAGGGGAUCACUUCCUGCAGAUAUGGCUGGCUUACUCUACACAGGGAUAUGAACAAUAUUUUAAACUGUUAAAGUCUAUUUUUUGUUUUACUAAGUAACCUUCGAAUAUUUUCAAAAUCUAAAUCAACUACAAUUUCAUAUCUAUGCACACAUUUAUUUCACCUAUUUUAAUAUUUGGUGGACGUGAUUUUUGGAUUAGAUAUAUAUUUAAAUAGUGAGAAUGCUUAGAUAAAAUGAUUAUCUUAUAACAUAGAGUGAAGUAUACCCCCAACUCUCCCCUCCCCCAACUCUCCUAUCCCUUCUCAUGCUCAUCAAAGCCAGACACAUCUGUAUGUUUUGUGAUCUCUUAAAGAAUACAUAGUAUAUUAUACUAACAAAUAAAGCUCUACUUAGGGUAAACUAUAUUUUCAGAGCUUUAUAAACAUUUUUUACACUUUGCUAUAUACAGAAUAAAGAAAAAAAAGACAAAAAUAAAUGACUACAUUGCUAGGCUUGUCCUCAAAUCUAACCUAUUUUGUAACUACUAAUUUAGAGAGGUGUCCAGUAAUCAUUAGGCUGGUAGAUAAUAAUAUGCGAAAGGAUGAUAUUGUUAUUUAUUGUAUUCUAAUACCCCUUCUAAUGCUUGCUAGUGAUACAAUCCAGUGUGUGAGCUUAAUAUUUUGUAGAGUAUAAUAAAUAUAUGGCUGGACAAUAUAAUCAGUUAUUGAUUGCUUAAUUGAUCAAUAAAACAUACAGUAAUUAAUAUAUAGUUAUUGGUCAGUAAUAAAUCAAAAUCAAUAACCUGUCACUGAUUAUAAAAUCAAUAAUUAAUUACUGAUUAUUAAUCAAUCAUAAUCUAUAGCCAGUUAUUGAUCAGAAUAAAUUAGUUUGUUAUUGACCAGUAAUCAUUGUAAUCAAUUAUGAGUUAUUCAACAAAAAGCUACAAAUAAUAAUUAGCUAUUUACCAGUAAUCAUUUAUGAUCAGCAAUCAUUUGCAAUCAAUAAUCAGUUAUUUAUGUUAUAAUCAGUUAUUGGUCAAUAAUUAUUUGCUACUGAUCACUUAUUGAUCAGUAAUAAAUUGUCAUUGAUAAUUUAUUGAUUAGUAAUCAAUUACAAGCAAUAAUCAGUUAUUUAUGUUAUAAUCAGUUAUUGGUCAAUAAGUAUUCACAAUUGAUCAACAAUAAGUUAUCUAUAAUUUAUUGAUCCAUGAUCAAUUACAAUCAACAUCAAUUAUCAAUAAUUAUUUAUUAACAUGCAAUUAAUUAUGCAUAUUAAUAAUUAGUUAUUGGUUGGUAAUUAUUACCGUCAGUCGUCAGUAAUUGAUCAGUGAAUAUCUUGCCUACAACUUGCAUUAGUUUUUAAUGGAAUUGAUUUAAGAUUUUUUAAAAGGUACCUACUACUACAUAAAUCAAUGUAAGAUAAUGAUUCAUAAUGGACGAAUUAUUUUUUUUUAACUUGUUUUAUAUUAUUUAAUCUAUAUUAUAUUGAGUUGUAUCGAUAUUCAUAAUCAUUUUUAUCAAAUCAAUAAAUACAAUAUUGGUUGGACAUGAAUGAAAAUACCCUUCAUAAUUCCAAAUCGUUAUCAAUAUCGAAUCCAUAGUAUUGAGUAUUUUAUGAAUUAUUAUUUUUUAGCUCUUGUAUAAUUAUUAUUAUUAUAGUUAUUGUUAUUAUUGUUAUUGAUUGUGGGUUAUUCAAGUUUGUUGACUGGCUAAAGGAGUACAGUAGAAACAAGGUUAUUAACAGUGUUUGUGUGCUUAUUCAGUUGAUUGGUAUUUGAAUUAUUAGUACUGUAUGUUCACAUUUUUAUAAAAGUUAAAAUCCAUUAGGAAUUACUGCCCAAGAGAUCCCAUAGGUUUUACAAGUCACUCAUUCCCUCAGGAACCAAGAUUUUUUUACAUCCCUCAUUUCUGUAAGGUUCGAAUUCAGAAUGUGUUUGAGACGAAAACGUCUUUAAUGGAAAACAUUAUCCACACUUUCCACGGUAACAACUGACAAACAAUGAUAGGCGUCUACGAUCUCAGAAGGAUUGUUAGCAAAUUUAUUUACAUUUAUUGAAACACUUGAUAGAGUUGUAUUUAUGUUCAAUAUUAAAUUAUCUACUGUAAAUUUAGCAGUCUAUUAGAAACCAUUGAUACACCUAGUAAACCAUCACAAUAUGCUCCAAGGCUUUGCAGAAGAGUCCGUUUAUUUGCAGUGUGGCUUGACCGACGAAAAGUUCAGCAAACAAAUGUAUGUUUAUAGUAAAUUAACAUUUGCAUCCUAUGUUGGUAUUAUUGUGCUUAGAAUCACGCUGAAAUUUGUUGAUAUUUUUCUCAUUGAUGGUGGGAUGUACACGAUAGGGAAUAGUAAAAUCAAACUAUCCUGAUAUAUUAAAAAAAAAAAUUACAGAUGUGAUGUAACUGGAUUUGCGAUUUAUAUUUGUACAUUCAUAUUCAUAUCCAAUUUUCAUAAUUUGUACAAACUGAACACAUGAUCGUGUCCCAAUUUCGAUUAUUUAAACUUGGUAGAUUAGAAUUAUGAAAAUUAAAUAGGGGAAGGAAACUAAUAGAAUAUUUAAAAAAUACAAACAUCAGCAGUAGCAACAGCUACGAUAUCACCUAAAAACAUGGGACUUUAUCCCAUACGCGCAUUUGAAGAAAAAUCAAUAAAGACAAACAAGUUAGCGAAAAA